Molecule: messenger RNA, 3078 nt
Organism: Peronospora farinosa
Lineage: Eukaryota; Oomycota; Peronosporomycetes; Peronosporales; Peronosporaceae
Source: the annotation of a GenBank genome assembly
AUGGCUGCGACUGGGAUGGGAGCAGAUACGCCGCCUAUUGAACCACCGAGACAAAUGCUAACACUUACUUCGAGCCCUUCCAAUGAUGACAAAGAAGAUGUAGAUAAGCACGAGUACAGAGCCGACGAUGAGGAGGAAGAUGAAGUUGACGAUGGUUUCAAUGAUAUCCCUAUAUCCACGAUUGCUAGUGAUAAUGAGUCGAGUGACUUUAGCGCAGACGAAAUGACUAGGACCGGUGAUGUAAGCCCCCACGAGUUUGCAAAACAGAGGUCUGAUGUCCACGUUUCGGCUAAUCCUGCUGGUUUCGACACGGAUGCUCGUGUAUUACAGGAUAUCGCUCUUGAGCACCACACUGUUAUUCAAGACACAACCGUUGUCAAUAAAUACUUGUACGACGAUCAUGAAGACAAGCAAAAGGCGUCUGACAAUGUACAUAGUUACAACAAUAUGAUGACUGUUGCUGAGACUACGUCGUCGGCAGUUAUUGACCGCGUGACUGUAUCAACACUGGAACCUGUAGCUAGUGAUGAUACGAGAGAGAUUGGUGACAGCAUAUAUAGCCACAUAUCAUGUAACAGAAGCCAACAUGUAAGCAGAGAAGGUGUGGUAGAUUCGAAGCUCACGCACCAGCCGAUAGACAGAAGCCUUCAUGACGAAAAUGAUGAGAUCAUGAACGACGAUGGAAAGGAUGAGAAAUUGUCCGCCAAGAAAGGUCGGUCUUCAACGGUUGAAGAAUCACUCAGCGAUACAGGACAACUUAUGGAGGUUGAGCCGGAGGAGGACCGAGUCAUUGACACUCCGACGAGAGGAGAUGUGGACCCCUUUCGUGAGUCGGAGGAUGAAAAGAGUAGCAUCGAAUGCGAAAAGCAACACUCGCUACAGGAGUCUUCGAUCGUAUCAGCAGCUCCGCUCAUUGCUGUAGAAGGUCAGAAUGGUGCGAAUGGCAGAUCAAACGCAAUGAAGGCUACUAGCCCUUUGAAGGCAACUAAGAGAAAACAAAGCUUGUCACCCCGACGUGAUUCAGCUGAGGAAUCUGACACGGAAGAGACAGGUGAUAAUGGUGGUCAUCCGUCUUCUGCAAGUAGUGUUGCUUUCACUCAAACUCCUAGACGGUCAACGCGUAUUAGUCCGAAAAAGCUGAAGAAAACGCCAACUUCUCCGAAAUCUUCACAACCGAAGCCUUUGCGCCGAUCUUCUCGAGUGAAGGUGGAAUCACCAAAGUUUACGUAUCUUGCGAAUAGAGAGCAUGGGAGCGGCGGUUCGUCCUCAGCAACAAAAGCCAGGGUUCGUAAGCGUACGAAUCAUGUGACGACCUCGAAUGGUGUUGUUGCAAGAAAGCAGAAGGACUUUCAAGCCGUAGGGCGCGGUAAUUCGCAACUGGACGAAGUAGAAGACGACGAAGACAAGGCACCAGUACCAUCAUCUGCAGCAAUGAUACAGAGGAUUAAAUCCGAAGAUGGGUCUAGUCAACAAGGCUUAGCUUCAUCGCUUGUGCAUCUCAUGGGGACCGAAGCACUGGCAGCUAAACUGAAAAGCGCUUUCCAACGUACUUCAUUUGCUGGAAAUGCACCAAUUUCUCGGUUUCAGGAGUUGAUUGAAGACGACGUCACUGGCUUGCGGCACCUGAAUGUGUUCAACUUACUGGAUGCUGUAAACCAAUUGGAUGGCCCAAUCACGCAAAUUCGUUUGAAGCUGCCCGGUGUUCGUCGUACGACGGGACAGGAUCGAGUGGAACCAGUGUCAAAAGCAAAAGCCCGGAGCUUGGAAAGUUGUUCACUUCGCUUCCCGGCACCUCGCCGUGUUGCUGAACAAUUCAUUGUACCGUUGGCGAAGGAGCUGGGCCUCGAGUAUGCAAUGCAACAGCACACCGCCACUUUGAUGAACUGCCCUCUUGCGGAUUCUAUUGUAGACUGGCGAUUCCAUCGGACCGAGACUGUAGUGUUUCAGCUUGGUGGCAAGUCGGUCUGGAAAAUAAAAAGGAGUCAAGUGGAGCAUCCGCUUCAGUGUUUUCACCCGGAAUCAUGGCAGCUAGACAAUAUGACUCAUGUUGUUAAAACGCAUCGUGUGGCUACGAUAGACAAAGCUACGUUAGGAUUUCUAUCCACGCCAGCUGAAGACCUCGAUGUAUUUGACAAGCCGAGAGACCAAGAGGCUACUACGCAAGGCCAUCACUUGCUAAAGCCUGGAUCGGUUGCGUAUCUUCCUGCUGGCACUUGGUUUGAAGUUAAAACGCAGGGCCUGAACGCGCUGUGGAUCGAGGUUCAGCUAGCCUCAAUGACAUACGAGAACUUGAUGUUUUCAGCCUUGAAACAAUUAGCUUGGGGUGACAAGCAGUGGCGGAUGGGAGUACAGCUAUAUCCAGGCAACCGUGGUCAAUUCAAGGCAACGCGACACCACGUGGAAGCAUGUCUUAAGUCUCUCCGUAAUAAGAUGACCGAGCUAGAAGGUGGCGAUUUACUGCCGGAGUAUCGUGGUACUGACGAUAUGCAUGAUCUCGUUGCUCGUGGUUUAAUCCAUGACACGGGCAUGUCUCCAUACUUGACAAGAAACAUUGAAGUGGAUUUGACAAACCCCAAAUUUAAGCUGAAGCAUGAAAAGAUCUACAAAGAUGCAGCAUACCGAGUGAAUCCGGUUGCCGUUCUCAUGAGCGUAGCUGAGAUUCCACAUUUACCCGUUCACGAAAGCGUAAAGUGUACUGGUGCAGAGGACCGAACCUCCGGAACAGUGCGGACGCCGCACCGUGCACUGAUAAAGGCUUUAAAGCCCAAAUCGAAACAAAUGCAGGCGCUUCGCACGCUCACUCAUUGUGGCAAACACACGUACAUGCUCGACGAGCUCUUCGGCAAUGAUAAAUUUCAGUCGCAAUUGCAUGUCAAGUUCCAGUGUUCCGCAGAGGAUUCGAGAAUGGUGGAAUGGCUUCGUCACCGAGGCUCCGAGCCUUUUGAUGUGGAGGAAUUCAGUAGUUGUGACUCGACAUUCCACUAUGGCACAAGGCCAGCCCGAGAUAAGGAAAGUGCCAAAAAUUUGCUGCGAUUUCUAUGCUUCGUAGGGUACGUUACUCGAUUGAAAGCGCCAUAG